AUGCUGCGUACAUUACCUCGCAGCGUCAUGCGCCAGUGUCGGUCUGUGCGCGUAUCAAGCAGAGCCACACGACAUUUCCGUUCGCUCUCCACGACGCCAUACCGCAUGUCGAGUUCGUCACUCCCCACCGUAGACCCUCCAGUAUCAGCAGUUCUACCUGGUGACGCCUUCCAACUGCUCCCUGAAGCAUCCAAAGCGGGGUCAGCAGAAGAUGCGCUCUUCGAAGAACAGGUACAGGCCGUGAAGGACUGGUGGGCAUCGCCGCGAUACAAGGGCAUACGGCGACCCUACUCAGCCGAAGAUGUCGUGAGCAAGCGGGGAGCUCUGCAGCAAUCAUACCCUAGCUCGUUGAUGGCACGGAAGCUGUUCAACUUGCUAGAGGAGAGGGCGGCAAAGGGCGAGCCAGUACAUACCAUGGGUGCCAUUGACCCCGUACAAAUGACACAGCAAGCCGCAAACCAGGAGGUCCUCUACAUCUCUGGAUGGGCAUGCUCAUCCGUGCUCAGUUCGACGAACGAGGUCUCUGCCGACUUUGGCGACUACCCCUACAACACAGUUCCAAACCAGGUUCAACGCAUGUUCAAAGCGCAGCAGCUCCAUGACCGCAAGAACUGGGACAACCGGCGGAAGAUGAGUGCCGAGGAGCGGGCAAAGACACCUUACUUGGACUACAUGCGGCCCAUUAUUGCUGAUGGUGAUACUGGGCAUGGUGGCCUUUCGGCAGUGAUCAAGCUGGCAAAGCUCUUCGCCGAGAAUGGUGCGGCAGGCGUCCAUUUUGAGGACCAACUCCACGGCGGCAAGAAAUGCGGACAUUUGGCUGGAAAGGUUCUCGUCCCAGUCGGCGACCACAUCAACCGUCUCGUAGCAGCGCGCUUCCAAUGGGACACGAUGGGCUGCGAGAAUCUCGUCAUCGCACGAACCGACUCAGAAAGCGGCAAACUCCUCUCCAGUGCCGUUGACGUCCGCGACCACGAGUUCAUCAAGGGCGUCACAGAAGAGACUGAGCCACUCGCCGAGACACUCCAGAACAUGGAAGCCGCCGGCGCACCAGGCAAAGAAAUCGACCAAUAUGAAGCCGCAUGGGUCAAGAAGCACAAACUCGUCACCUUUGACGAAGCUGUUGUCCAACAUCUCGAGAAAGAAGGCGCCGCCCAAUCCACCAUUGAUUCCUACCUCCAAGAAACAAAAGCCAACCCCAACUUCUCCCUCCUCAAGCGCCGCCAAGUCGCAGCGAAAUACACAAAGACUCCCGUCUACUUCAACUGGGACAUACCCCGCACACGCGAAGGCUUCUACCACUACAAAGCCGGUGUCGAGGCCGCCACCAAGCGCGGCAAGGAAUAUGCACCCUAUGCCGACCUCCUAUGGGUCGAAACAGGCGACCCCAACGUUGCUUCUGCCGCCAAAUUCGCAGGCGAAAUCCGCGCCGAGCACCCAGGCAAGAAGUUUGUCUACAAUCUCUCGCCCAGCUUCAAUUGGAUGGGCCAAGGCUUCUCCGAGGAAGCGCUCAAGAGCUUCGUCUGGGAUCUGGCUAAGCAUGGCUUCGUGUUCCAACUGAUCAGUCUGGCGGGGAUCCAUUCCACAGCGACCAUCACGUGUGAGUUGAGUAGGGCAUUCAAGGAUGAGGGUAUGCUGGCCUAUGUCAAGUUGGUGCAGAGUCGGGAGAAGGAGUUGGGCUGUGAUGUGUUGACGCAUCAGAAGUGGAGUGGGGCUGGAUAUAUCGAUGGCAUCCUGGGAGCGAUUCAGAGUGGGAGUUCGGGGAGUAAGAGCAUGGGGGAGGGGAAUACCGAGACGGGGUUUUAA
Molecule: messenger RNA, 1803 nt
Organism: Plenodomus lingam JN3
Lineage: Eukaryota; Fungi; Ascomycota; Dothideomycetes; Pleosporales; Leptosphaeriaceae
Cellular component (GO): mitochondrial matrix
Molecular function (GO): isocitrate lyase activity; methylisocitrate lyase activity
Source: RefSeq, a predicted model, not a curated record